Messenger RNA from Acanthosepion pharaonis, 807 nucleotides. The record is from the annotation of a GenBank genome assembly. NCBI's taxonomy places the organism in Eukaryota, Metazoa, Mollusca, Cephalopoda, Sepiida, Sepiidae.
AUGCAAAGUAUAUGUGUGGGAGACAUUAUACUAUCACAGGAGUCUUUGGGGGACAGACUAACCGUCAGUAAGUUCGGUCCUUGUGAACUGCGUCACCAACGUGCCCCGGGGGUGCUUAAAGCUUGUCCAACAUCGAAGCUAAGCAACAUACAAACCUAUCUAUCUAUCUAUCUAUCUAUCUAUCUAUCUAUCUAUCUCUCCGUCAUAUAUCGAUUCAUAUCUAUCUAUUUAUUUAUCUAUGUAUCGGAUUCCGUUCAUAUCUAUCUAUCUAUCUAUCUAUCUAUCUAUCUCAUUCUGCCCAUAUCUAUCUAUCUAUCUAUCUAUCUAUCUAUCUAUCUAUCUAUCUAUCUAUCUAUCUAUCUAUCUCAGUCUUUUCCUAUCUUAAUCUUUCUUUCCUCCUUUCUUCCUUUCUUUCUUUCUUUCUUUCUUUCUUCCUUUCUUUUUUCUUUCUUUCAUAAUAUCUUUCUUUCUUCCUUUCUUCCUUUCUUUUUUCUUUCUUUCAUAAUAGCUUCCAGUCUUUCUUUCUUGCUUGCUUUCUUGCUUUCUUUCAUAAUAGCUUCCAGUCUUUCUUUCUUUCUUUCUCUCUUUCUUUCUUUCUUUCUUUCUUUCUUUCUUUCUUUCUUUCUUUCUUUCUUUCUUUGCUUCUAUCUUUCGUUUUCCCUUUCAUUUCUUUCCUUCACGCAUUUUUUUCGAUUUGCUUCAUUUUGUUUCCCAGUUUUUCUUUCUUUCUUUCUUUCUUUCUUUCUUUCUUUCUUUCUUUCUUUCUUUUUCUUUCUUUCUUUCUUUCUUUCUUUCUUUCUUUCAUAA